GGCGGGGCGCUGGAAGCGUCGGGGCGGCGCGAAGAUGGCGGCGGCGAUGGCAGCGCCCGAGGCUGUGGCGGCGCCGAGCUCGCUGCUGCUGCUGGUGGUGGGCGGCGAGUGCGGCUGCCCGGGGCUGCUGGCCUACGUCCUGGAGGAGCUGGAACGAGGGGUUCGCUCGUGGGAGGAUGUGGACCCUAGCAUCUGCAGCCUGGAUGAGCAGCUCAAGGUCUUUGUGUCCCGGCACUCAGCUACCUUCUCCAGCAUUGUGAAAGGUCAGCGGAGCCUGCACCACCGUGGAGAGACCCUGGAGACGCUGGUCCUGUUGAACCCUUCAGACAAAUCCCUCUGUGAUGAGCUCCGGAACCUCCUGAUGGACCCCGCUCCACACAAGCUGCUGGUGCUGGCAGGACCCUGCCUGGAGGAGACCGGGGAGCUGCUGCUGCAGACCGGGGGGUUCUCAGCCCAGCACUUCCUGCAGGUGCUGGGGGACAAAGAGGUCCAGGAUGCGCUGGCCUCGGCACCCACUGCCCCACCGGCCCUCACCCUGUCCUGUCCGACCUUUGGGGACUGGACGCUACUGGGCCCCACGCCUGGGCUGCGACUGCGACUGAACCCACCCGCGCUGCUGCCGGCCUCCGAGGGCCUGCGUGCCUUUCUGGAGUAUGUGGCCGAGUCGCUGGAGCCGCCGUCGCCCUUCGAGCUGCUGGAGCCGCCGGCCGCGGGCGGCUUCCUGCGCCUGGCGCGGCCCUGCUGCUAUGUGUUCCCAGGCGGCCUGGGCGAUGCCGCCUUCUUUGCAGUCAACGGCUUCACUGUGCUGGUGAAUGGCGGUUCCAACCCCAAGUCGAGCUUCUGGAAGCUGGUGCGCCACCUGGACCGUGUGGACGCAGUGCUGGUGACCCACGCAGGCGCGGACAGCCUGCCCGGCCUCAAUAGCCUGCUGCGUCGCAAGCUGGCAGAACGUGAGGCGGCCGCGGGGCCGCAGGGACCACGCGAGGAGAUGCUGCGCCGCCUUCUGUCUCCCGCCCUGGGUGUCGUAUUCCUCAAUGCUCGAGAGGCGACGUCUCGGCUGCGUGGGGGAGAGGACGAGGCGGUGUGCGCGCGGGGCCUGCUGCAGAGCCUGGGCAUCGCACCGCUGCCCCUGCAGCGAGGCCCGCAGCCCGCGCGCCCCACUGUCCUCUUUGAGAAACUGGGUGUUGGCCGCCUUGAGCUCUUUGUACUGCACCCGCCCCCCGGGGACCCCGCAGCGCCCGCCUGCGCCCUCCUGGUGUGGCAGCCCGCGGUGCCCAGCGACAAGGUGGUUCGUGUGCUGUUCCCUGGGCGCACGCCGCCCACGCGCCUGCUGGACGGGCUGCAGCGCCUGCAGCACCUGCCGUGUCUGCGCCGCCCGGUGGUCACCGCGCGGGAUUUGGAUGCUCCCGCGAGGGCUGACAGCCAGGACAGCUUGGCCUCGCGGGACAGCUCGCGCAAAGAGCCUGUCCGGAGCGCCAUUGGCAGCUCCAGCAGGAGCACAGUGCGAAGACAGCCGGCUCCGCCCUCGCGCGACCUCAAGAAGGAUGCAAAACCUGGGCCCACACGGCCUGCAGUCCGCGACGUGCGCCGAUCCGGGCCAGGUGUCGCCAACACGAAGCCUCGCACGGCACAGAACGGUCCUCGAGCCCUGGUUCCCUCAGGGCCGCCUAUGGCUCGUUUGCCUGAGAGCCCGGGAGAGGCAGGGAGCAGCCUGGAGCCCGAGCGGCCACCUGCCCCGUCCCCAACCCUGUCUCCAGCUCGGUCCCCACCACCUAGUGUCCCUGGCAACAGCCCUGAGCGCCUGUCUCUCAGCCCGCUUCGCCCAGAACCUGCGCUGGACGCAUCACCCUCAGCCACGACACCCACAGCCACGACACCCACUCUGACCACGCCCUCGCUGCCUGCGGAGCUGGGCUCACCGCACUCUACUGAGGUAGAUGAGUCUCUGUCCGUGUCCUUCGAGCAGGUUCUGCCAGCGGGUGACCCGGGGCUGAGCCUGCCCCUGCGCCUUGCCCGCCGCUCCACAUCCCCACACGAUGUAGACCUGUGCCUCGUGUCACCUUGUGAGUUUGCGCACCGCAAGCCGCCCCUUCCCGCAUCUCCGGGCAGCUCGGACAGCAGCGCCCGUUCGCAGGAGCGGCCACCCGAGACGCCGCCCACGUCAGUGAGUGAGUCGCUGCCCACGCUGUCUGACUCUGACCCUGUGCCGGCCGCAGACUCCGACGACGACGCGGGUAGUGAGGGCGCGGCCAGGGACCCGCUGCCCACACCCCGUGUGCCACCACCCCUUCCCGACGUCCCCGGCAUCUGCAUGGUGGACCCCGAGGCCCUGCCGCCCCGUACCAGGCAGCCGCCCAACCUCGCCAAUCCCGGUCGCAGCCGCAAGGCCCCCCCAAGGCCGAGCUCCUCCUCCUCCGCUGCCCCCAGAGCUGCAUCUGUGGCUGCCAAGACCAAGGGCCCUGCCGGGGACAGGGCACGGCCACUAAGUGCCCGCAGUGAGCCUGCAGACAAGCCAGGCCGUGUGCCGCUCACCAGGAAGCCCUCAGUCCCCAAGACUGUCCCCAAAGUGGCACCUGCCACGAGGACCUCCUCUGAUGCCCUGAUGCCGCCACCAACCUGUGUGUUACCCGCAGGGCUCAGUAGCCGCUCUGUGGCACCUGCUGCUGGCUCCCCCGUCUACCUGGACCUGGCCUACCUGCCUGGGGGUGGCACAGGCCACCUGGACCAGGACUUCUUCCUUCGAGUCCGAGCGCUCUGCUAUGUCAUCAGUGGGCAGGGCCAGCGCCAGGAAGAGGGCCUGCGGGCCGUGUUGGACGCGCUGCUGGCCGGCAAGCAGCAGUGGGACCUUGACCUGCAGGUCACACUGAUCCCCACCUUCGACUCGGCGGUGAUGCACAGGUGGUACGAGGAGACGCAGGAGCAGCGCGAGGCGCUGGGCAUCAGGGUGCUGGGCAGCGGCAGCAUGGUGUCCAUGCAGGACGAGGCCUUCCCUGCCUGCAAAGUGGAGUUCUAGUCACCGCGGGCGUCGCCACGGCUUCCAUCCCCAGCGCCACAGACGGAGCAGUGCUGCCGCCAUCACUUGUCUGUGCCGGUCACAAGGCAGGCUCACCGCCAUCGUCCGUGCUCGCACUCAGGCCGCAGAGGCGGGAGGAUCAGUGUGGGCGCCAGGCCAGCCAGGGCUGAGCAGUGAUCCUUGUUUCAAAUCCCACAGCAAAUAAAGCAGCUGGGUCAGA
Messenger RNA from Mesocricetus auratus (golden hamster), 3233 nucleotides. RefSeq names its product microtubule associated protein 1S (gene Map1s). Gene Ontology annotation, biological process: regulation of microtubule depolymerization; dendrite development; microtubule cytoskeleton organization. NCBI's taxonomy places the organism in Eukaryota, Metazoa, Chordata, Mammalia, Rodentia, Cricetidae. Gene Ontology annotation, cellular component: neuronal cell body; microtubule; dendrite. The transcript has 7 exons. The record is from RefSeq and is a predicted model, not a curated record. Gene Ontology annotation, molecular function: microtubule binding; actin binding. The coding region runs from base 35 to 3013 and encodes 992 amino acids.